This is a messenger RNA of Thalassophryne amazonica, 2803 nucleotides long. RefSeq names its product cell surface A33 antigen-like. The coding region runs from base 438 to 1661 and encodes 407 amino acids. The transcript has 8 exons. Gene Ontology annotation, cellular component: plasma membrane. The record is from RefSeq and is a predicted model, not a curated record. Lineage: Eukaryota; Metazoa; Chordata; Actinopteri; Batrachoidiformes; Batrachoididae.
ACUGAGAGCAGGCAUGUUCCAACACGGCGGGUGGGCGGGACAAUCACCUGAAGGACGACGAGCGGCAGUCAUUGGUGGGAAGUGCUGUCAAUCAUCGUGAGGCUGCAUCUCGAGGACGCUGUCGGGUUUCGAUGGAAAUGUAACGAGUGCGCCUUUAAAAAAAAAAUACAAAUACAACCAUUUUAUUCAAUCAGGUAUUCAUUAAACUCUUUUAAGGCGAUGGAGAGGAGCAUUGUUGUGGCUGUGCUGUGUCUGGCAAUUUCUUCAAAUCUGGAGUGAUGCAACUCAGAGAUGAUUUUUAAAAAGUCUUUCGAUUUUUAAAAUGGAACCUGAUACAACAAAAUGGGGGCAGACAAAUGAGGAACAUCACCAAACCAAAAAAUCCACCAUGAGUGUUGUCAGGAGCCAGCGCCCUUCAGGUAACCAUUCCACAAAAAAUGUAUGAAGUUGCCAGAGGUGAUAAUGUGACACUACCCUGCCAAUUUCAACCUAAAACACCUGACAACCCUCUAGUGGUUGUCACAUGGACUGCUGAUGACACAGCUGGAGUUACAGAGGACGACGUCGCUGCAUACUAUUACCCAUUGGGAAGAACUGACAUCAAACCCGAUUAUGAAGGUCGGGUGUCGCUUCAAGCUGAUGUUCCUAAAGGUCUGGUCAACCUGAUGCUGUCUUCCGUCACACUGAAAGACAACAAGAGUUUUCAUUGUCAUGUCCUCAUCCCUGGUGAUGACAAGGGUACAACGAAAGACACCACUCGUUUGUUGGUUCUGGUGGCUCCGUCGACACCCAUCUGCAAGCUCAUUGGUGAUGCAGAAUACUUCCAGAAUAUUCAACUGACCUGUAAGUCUGAGGAGGGAUCUCCUGCGCCCACAUAUCAGUGGGAAAGACGUGAUGUCCAAGACAGGCCUCUUCCUCAGGACCCCAAAACCACAGACAAGGAUGGCGUUCUGUCUCUAUUCAAUAUCACCAAAGAGACAUCAGGAUACUACAUCUGCACCGCAACAAACAAGAUACGGAGUGCAUCCUGCAAAUUCACUCUUUCAGUCAUGCCACCUUCCAUGAAACUUGGCUCCACUCCUGCAAUCAUUGGUGGAAUUGCAGGUGUGUUGACCAUACUGGGAAUCAUCGCCUGUGUUGUUUGCUGUUGCCGGAAGAAGAAGAGGAACAAAGAGGAGGAAUAUGCCAUGGGAGUUCACGAGAAAGAGCUGAAUGCCAAAGAGCCGCUUAGAAAUGGUCGCCAAGGAGAUGGGGAAGAUGAUGUACGGAGUGAUAUUGAUGAAUCGAGUGUGAGACGUGCUGAUCGCAAUGAGGAACGGAGUAUUGAUGCAGGUGGCCGUCGGCGAGAUCAUGAUGAUCAACGUAGUGACAAUGAUACUGGGCGCAGCGACUACAGCGAUCGCCAUAGUGACUUUGAAGACCGCCGUGACAGGUAUAGUGACCGCCAUGAGCGCUAUGAUGACAACAGACGUGAUGAUCGCCGCACUGAUGAUUAUGACCGCCGCCGCCAUGAUGACUAUGAUGACCGCCGUCGCCGUGAUGACUAUGAUGACCGCCGUCGCUAUGAUGAUGACAGACGCCGCUAUGAUGAGGACCGUGAUCGUGACCGAGCACCUAGUGUUCCACCCAAUAAGCCCAAUAGGGAGGACUAUGAUUACUAAGGCUUCCAGCCUGGAUCAGCUGCUAUGUUCUUGCUUUGCUUUUCUUCAAUAUCAUUAAGAUCAUUUUUAUCUCUAUUGGCCAUGUCAUGCUAUAAAUGGUUUUAAAUCCAGCAGCCAAAAUAGAAUCAGGAGGCAGACUAAUCUGCAUUAUGUGAUGUAGAUCUCAUUCAUGUCAGUGGGUUUAACUAAGUGGCCAGUCAGCUUCAAUGAUGGUGCAGAUUUAAACCUGUAUGGAGAUGCAAGAGAAAAGUACAAUUAACAAUGACCAGAAACCUGUCCAGGGUGUACCCCUUCUUUUGCCAUAUGGCUCCUGGGACAGGCUCCAGCACCCCCUGACCAUUAAUUUGAAAAAGCAUGUGUAGAAAAUUUAUAUUCUGGAGUGGAUCAGUUAUAUCUGUUUGAUCCUGCAAAAUGCCUUGAAUGUACGAGAACGUAGAACUAAAAUCCAGAAGACAUGCAUGUUAGGUGAAUUGGUGAUUCUAAAUUAACCAUAAGUGUGAAUGUGUUUGUAUGUGGCCCUGCAGACUGGCGUGUUGUACAGGGUGUACCCCGCCUUAUACCCUAUGACUGUUGGGAUAGGCUCCAGCCCCCGCAUGACCCUUAAUUGGAGUAAGCAGGUAUAGCAGAUGGAUGGAUGUGAAAGGGUGUUUUACUCAAGAGCCACUUAUGGUGACGCCUAGAAUAGGAACUAUAAUUUGGGGGCAUAUCUGUCACAAAAGGGUGGAGUCAGGAAACUUAAGUAAAUUUUAUAUCAACAUUACAGGAAGGGGUGUAUUGUUUUGAACUUGGUGUGCAUUUAGAUUUCAUUGUUGUUACGCUUAUUAGCCAUGGCAUUUAUGUGUAAUGCUACAGCAAAUGGACACGCACUGACAAACUAGUGGUGCUACAUACUGUCUAAUCACCAUAGUUAAUGGCACAGCUAAGUACUUUCAAUCACUCCCCUUUAUCCAGAUCAACCCCCAAAAUUGGUGUAGAUCUGUGCAAGUCUGUUACUGCCACUUCACACCUUUUUUCCUCAUUAUGCACCAUAAAAUGUAUCAUGUUUCUCAUACUGAUUAUUUUCUAUCUCAUUAAAUGAUAGAUUUAGUUUUUAUUGGACAGAAGCGUGCACACAGACCAGACUGAACAUUUACAUAAAAUUU